This is a messenger RNA of Symphalangus syndactylus (siamang), 3951 nucleotides long. Its product is annotated as leukocyte immunoglobulin-like receptor subfamily A member 2. Gene Ontology annotation, biological process: interleukin-10-mediated signaling pathway; immune response-regulating signaling pathway. Gene Ontology annotation, cellular component: plasma membrane. Gene Ontology annotation, molecular function: inhibitory MHC class I receptor activity. Lineage: Eukaryota; Metazoa; Chordata; Mammalia; Primates; Hylobatidae. The record is from RefSeq and is a predicted model, not a curated record.
ACAAGGUCUUGCUAUGUUGCCCAGGACUAUCUGAAGCUCCUGGCCUCAAGCCAUCCUCCCGCCUCAGCCUCCUGAAGUGCUGGGAUUCCAGGCUUGAGCCACCACGGUGGAUCCUGCAUUACUCCUCUGUGCUCACUGCCACACGCAGCUCAGCCUGGACAGCACAGGCAGGUGUCAGGUGCGUCUCUGCUGAUCUGAGCCUGCCUGCAGCAUGGACCUGCGUCUCCCCUGAAGCAUCUCCAGGGCUGGAGAGAUGACUGCCAUGCACCGAGGGCUCAUCCAUCUGCAGAACAGGACAGUGGGAGGGGACGCCAUGACCCCCAUCCUCAUGGUCCUGAUCUGUCUCGGGAACUCUCUUCCAGGGCUGAGUCUGGGCCCCAGGACCCACGUGCAGGCAGGGACCCUCCCCAAGCCCACCCUCUGGGCUGAGCCAGGCUCUGUGAUCACCCAGGGGAGUCCCGUGACCCUCAGGUGUCAGGGGAGCCUUCAGGCUGAGGAGUACCAUCUAUACAGGGAAAACAAAUCAGCAUCCUGGGUUAGAUGGAUACAAGAGCCUGGGAAGAAGGGCCAGUUCCCCAUCCCAUCCAUCAACUUGGAACACGCAGGGCGGUAUCGCUGUCAGUACUACAGCCACAAUCACUCAUCAGAGCCCAGUGACCCCCUGGAGCUGGUGGUGACAGGAUCCCACAGCAAACCCACCCUCUCAGCCCUGCCCAGCCCUGUGGUGGCCUCAGGAGGUAACGUGACCCUGCAGUGUGGCUCACAGGUGGCAUUUGACGGCUUCAUUCUGUGUAAGGAAGGAGAAGAUGAACACCUACAACGGCUGAACUCCCAUUCCCAUGCCCGUGGGUGGUCCUGGGCCGUCUUCUCCGUGGGCCCCGUGAGCCCGAGUCGCAGGUGGUCGUACAGGUGCUAUGGUUAUGACUCGCGCUCUCCCUAUGUGUGGUCUUUACCCAGUGAUCUCCUGGAGCUCCUGGUCCCAUGGGUUUCUAAGAAGCCAUCGCUCUCAGUUAAGCCAGGCCCUGUCGUGGCCCUUGGGGAGAGCCUGACCCUCCAGUGUGGCUCUGAUGUCGGCUACGACAGAUUUGUUCUGUAUAAGGAGGGAGAACGUGACUUCCUCCAGUUCCUUGGCCGGCAGCCCCAGGCUGGGCUCUCCCAGGCCAACUUCACCCUGGGCCCUGUGAGCCGCUCUUAUGGGGGCCAGUACAGAUGCUCCGGUGCACACAACGUCUCCUCCGAGUGGUCGGCCCCCAGUGACCCCCUGGACAUCCUGAUCACAGGACAGAUCCGUGCCAGACCCUCCCUCUCGGUGCAGCCGGGCCCCACAGUGGCCUCAGGAGAGAAUGUCACCCUGCUGUGUCAGUCACAGGGAUGGAUGGACACUUUCCUUCUGACCAAGGAGGGGGCAGCUGAUCCGCUGCUGCGUCUAAAAUCAAAGCACCAAUCUCAUAAGCACCAGGCUGAAUUCCCCGUGGGUCCUGUGACCUCAGUCCAUGCAGGGACCUACAGGUGCUACGGCUCACUCAGCUCCGACCCCCACCUGCUGACUCACCCCAGUGAGCCCCUGGAGCUCGUGGUCUCAGGAGCAGCUGAGACCUUCACCCCACCACAAAACAAGUCCGACUCCAAGGCUGGAGCAGCUAACACCCUCAGCCCAUCACAAAACAAGACGGCCUCACACCCCCAGGAUUACACAGUGGAGAAUCUCACCCGCAUGGGCGUGGCUGGCUUGGUCCUGGUGGUCUUCGGGAUUCUGCUGUUUGAGGCUCGGCACAGCCAGAGAAGCCCCCAAGAUGCAGCCGGGAGGUGAACAGGAGAGAGAAGAAUGUACCCUUCAGAGUGGUGGAGCCUCGGGAACAGAUCCGAUGAUGCCACGAGGUUCCGGGAGACAAUUUAGGGCCGACGCUAUCUGGACUGUCUGCCAAUCGUUUUUAGAGGGAGGAAUCAGUGUUGGAUUGCAGAGACAUUUUCUGGAGUGACCCAUGGAGGACCAUUAACAUGUGAUGCCUUUCCUCUCUAUUAAUGUUGACUUCCGUUGGUUGGAUCCUCUUCUUUUCCCACCCCCAGACAUGAGGCUACAUCUCACAUGGCAGCAUUGGGUCCACACCUCUGCACACCUGUGUGCUGUGGCCCGUGGCGUGUAACACAGUCUUCCUUAUUCCUCAUUGCCACACUCCCUGGUGUGCUUUACUGAGCCUCCAUCUCUUCAGUUCAGAGUUCCAAACAUGCUUCAGUAACUAAAUCAAUGGGAGAGUAUCGGAUUUCCACCAGGAAAAGACAAAUCCACCCUGAUGCCCUGACACUCUCUCUGAACCCUAGGAACCCUUCCCUCCUUCUCAGAUGCUACCUGUGUAUCUUCUCCUCAGAUCAUUGUGUAACCAUCACUGCCAUCCUGUUCCACACAUUGUCGUCACCCUACACCCAUUCAGCAGCCACUCCCCAUUCCCUCUUCCCUCCAGCACCUGCUAACCACGAGUGUGCUUUCUGUCUCUACGGAUUUGCCUAUUCUGGCUGAAAACAUUUCAAUCUGCCUUUGACCUGUGAGCUUCUCACUUCGUGACUUCCUGCCUUUCCAGGCAGAACCAAAGUACACCAUGUCAAAAGCAAUGAUAGGCAUUUGCAGUGUGUUGGUGAUCCACAAAAGGAAAAUCAGGGAAGGAGGAUAGAAAUCCAGCUGCAGACAAGACCUCAGGUCGAUGAAUCUCGACAAGCAGUUGAGCUGUUUCUUUCUACUCACCUAUGACAGUCAGACAGAGCUAUGCAAAAUGAUUGGGGCUGAUUCUUUUCUGAAUUGUCCCAAACAGCAAGAGGACGUGAGUCCUAGCAUUAAAGAGUUCAACAUGUCUAGGUCCAAGACCACUGUUGUGUUUGAAGGAUGUAAAACCCUGCUGCAUAGGAUAGAAUGUUUGGAGGGAGGAUCCUGAGAAACAUGAGGAGGGAUCAAAUAGUCCUGAACUUUCUAGGACAAAGGGAGCAGCUAUUUACCAUCUACCCUCUAGAAUAAAGAAAUCUUAUCAUUCACUAUCUACCCUCUAGAAUAAAGAAAUCUUAUCAUUUGCCAUCUACCUUCUAGAAUAAAGAAAUCUUAUCAUUGCCAUCUACCCUCUAGAAUAAAGAAAUCUUAUCAUUCAUCAUCUACCCUCUAGAAUAAAUCUUAUCAUUCACCAUCUACCCUCUAGAAUAAAGAAAUCUUAUUAAGGACAUUUUCAAAGCCUUAACAGAAUGUGAAUGAUUUCAAUAUUAUGUUUUACCUAUACAGCGUCUUCCAAGUUCUAGUUUGGUUGUGCCAGGCCAAACAUUUGAGCCAGAUUUCGGCAAGAUCAAGCAGGAGAUUCUGGCGUCUGUCGCUGAUUACCUUCCCGCCAUACCUGGCCACCAGCCUUUCCCAUGGACCCCCACGUGUUUCUCCUGACUCUCGGGUACGAAUCCUGCGAACACACUGACCUCCGCCUUCUACAUGACUGACCAGCACUAUGAAAUUUGCAUAAAUACGAAUAGAAAAUAUACUGUCCCCACAUUCCCUAAAAUAAAACUGGGUCCUCGCCCAUGGGCUUUUGCUGGAUUAUACUGAGAAAAGGCAGGUCUUAGAACACACAUUCCAUAGACUCACAUCUCAGAGGAGAUUCGUUCCACAGGCUCAGAGGCCUGAACACACUGCUCCACUCUCGGGGCUCGGAGACACUCUGCAUGUGGGUCUUCACCCCAUCCGGGAGCCCUCAUUCCUUCUUCCUCGGUUUUUCGUACAGUGAUUUUUCCCACUACUGCUGUCUACUUUCCUCUGCCAGAAAUUCCUUGCUGGUUCCACGGCAAUCUCCUCAGGGCUCCUAUUUCAUAAAAUGGAAACGGAAUUCUUCAUGUGCCUUUAAAAAGGAAAAUAAUUAUCCAAACAAUAUAAAACACAAACACCCAUAUAGCAAAAUAUUUCUUAGUACAUCAUGAACUCAAAUACAU